AUUUGAUGAACUUUUGUGCCUUAUUACGCCAUUAAUUGAAAAAGAAGACACACAGCUACGAAAAGCAAUAACACCCAGUAUGCGAUUGUCAGCCACAUUACGAUACUUAGCGACUGGACAAAAAUUUGAGGACCUGAAGUUCUUAACAGCGAUUUCUCCAAGAUCCCUUGGGAGAAUUGUUAUUGAAACUUGUGAGGCUAUUAUUUCAUGCCUCUCCAAUUAUAUUAGGGUGCCGCAAUCCGAAGAAGAGUGGAAAGCGAUAGCGGAUAGGUUCAGUGAUGAUUGGAAUUUUCCAAAUUGCAUUGGUGCUAUAGAUGGCAAGCACAUUGCAAUCAAAAAACCACCUGCCUCUGGCUGACAUUAUUACAACUACA
Molecule: messenger RNA, 374 nt
Organism: Rhagoletis pomonella (apple maggot)
Lineage: Eukaryota; Metazoa; Arthropoda; Insecta; Diptera; Tephritidae
Product: putative nuclease HARBI1
Exons: 2
Coding region: 80-358 (92 amino acids)
Source: RefSeq, a predicted model, not a curated record